This is a messenger RNA of Apis cerana (Asiatic honeybee), 6091 nucleotides long. It is a transcript of the gene Asator, whose product is annotated as tau-tubulin kinase asator. Gene Ontology annotation, molecular function: protein kinase activity; ATP binding. The record is from RefSeq and is a predicted model, not a curated record. Gene Ontology annotation, biological process: protein phosphorylation. NCBI's taxonomy places the organism in Eukaryota, Metazoa, Arthropoda, Insecta, Hymenoptera, Apidae.
UUUAAAAUCAAAAAAGCAAAGCUAUAUUUUUUUUUAUAGCUGUAUUUUCCUUUUUAACUUAUAGUUAUUAGAUUCGAUCUUGUUCAAUUCUAUUCAUAAUAAAAGUUAAUCUAAAUUAGGACAUAUUAGCAACUUGUAUAAUUUUCUUCUUAAUAGUUAUUGCGAGUAUGAAAUAAUAUAAAUCUAUAAACGAUUAGGCUGAAAAAGAAAGAACUGAAUGACACUAAGUGACGGGUCGAACGUGGUUAAAUGAUUGGUAGAAUAGACAAUCGCCCCCUUCAUACCCGCUGCACCCUUUACUCGCACGUAAUCAUGGCUGCAUAACACAGGGCGCUCAAUAUCGACCAAUUUUCUACUAUAAUAUGUUUUAGGUUAAAAACCUAACCUGUCACAGCCGCAGGGUGUGUCGUUUGUCUCACACUGACAGCUGCAUCCUGAUCAUUCUACCACUUUGCAGCCGAGGAAUGUAGGCGACGAAAGUACGGAUCAGAAUAAUAAUAUAACUAUGAUGAGUGAAGAUCUGCUGCAGCCUGGCCAUGUGGUCAAAGAUCGCUGGAAAGUUGUCAAGAGAAUAGGAGGUGGUGGAUUUGGUGAAAUUUAUGAAGGGGUAGAUUUUAUGACUAGAGAACAGGUUGCAUUGAAGGUAGAAUCAGCACGUCAAUCAAAACAAGUUCUUAAAAUGGAAGUGGCAGUAUUGAAAAAACUUCAGGGUCGAGAACAUGUAUGCAGGUUUAUAGGUUGUGGUCGUAAUGAUCGAUUCAAUUAUGUUGUGAUGCAAUUACAAGGAAAAAAUUUGGCUGAAUUACGACGUGCUCAGCCUCGAGGUGCUUUUUCAUUGUCUACCACUCUACGUUUAGGACUUCAAAUUCUUAAAGCAAUUGAAAGUAUACAUCGUGUAGGCUUUCUUCAUAGAGAUAUUAAACCUUCAAACUUUUCAAUGGGACGACUUCCACAUACCUCGAAGUUGGUUUAUAUGUUAGAUUUUGGUUUGGCUCGUCAAUUUACGACGGGUACUGGUGAAGUUAGACCACCUCGUAGUGCGGCAGGAUUUAGAGGAACCGUCCGGUACGCAUCUGUGAAUGCGCACAAAAAUAAAGAAAUGGGCAGACAUGACGAUUUGUGGUCAUUGUUUUAUAUGCUAGUUGAAUUUGUUAAUGGUCAACUUCCAUGGCGAAAAAUAAAGGAUAAAGAACAGGUUGGUCUUAUGAAAGAAAAGUACGAUCAUCGUUUACUUUUAAAACAUCUUCCAGCGGAUCUUCGUGUAUUUCUGGAACAUAUUCAGAGUUUGGGAUAUGCGGAUAAACCAGAUUAUGCAAUGCUGGCAGGUUUAUUUGAACGUUGCUUGAAACGUAGAGGAGUGAAAGCUACUGAUCCCUAUGAUUGGGAGAAACCAUUUAUAUCGAAUGAAAGUUUACCAACUACUAGAUCUCUACCUAGUAAUCAUCAGGUCGCUAUGCCUCCAGUAUUGACCACAGCAACUACGAUUAAUCAACCACCAACUACACCAAAUGUCGACACAAAUAAUCAAGAAAAUGUUGAACCUGAUAACAGAAAAGAAUUAGAUGCACAAAUGGAUUAUGAAAGUAUAUGUAGAAGAAAUAAACAACGAGGAGUAGAAGGAUCUUCGGUGCCGUUUACAUCAGCUAUCAGCAAUCAUGGUCGAGAUAAAAAUUGUAAUGCGACGAUACCUACGAUGGACAAUACUCAUCAACAAGCUGGACAACAAGCUCAAGAUUCACCUAAAAAGAGGCGUGCAGUUUCAAUGGCAGCAGAACCACAAACAGGGGUGGUAGACAAUGAAGAAGAUGCAUUAAUGGCUUCCGCUCGUUCCGCUUCAGAAGUUCCUCGCAAUAAAGUUGGAGUCAAUGCUGCAGCACCAUUAAGGAAAUCUGCAAGUGGUGCAACAUUUGCUAGAUUACGAGUCACACCUGCAGUUGAAACAGCACCUGGCGAACCUCCCAGUCCUCGAGUACAAACUGAAGUUGAUGCUUCUUACUGUUCCUAUGAUGUUACCAAUCCAAAAUAUGUUGGCAAUCAGAGUCCUGUUACGGAACAGAGAGAACCAUUAAAAAGAGAACCACGAAGAAGAACAGAAGGACGUCAACAGACAAGAACUAAUCGUGCUGCAAUAAGAGACUAUUCCAUUACUCAAUUUGCACAGAUAGAUGAUGAUAAUGUAUCAGCAUUACAACAAGUAACUAAAGGUGGUGGUGGUUUGACACUAGCUUCUCAAUGGAAAUCACAAUUCGAUGAUUCUGAAGAGACUGAUAAUGAAUGGAAAGGAGAAAAUUUACAAAGUCCCGAACAUAAAGGAAUUACUAUGCCAGUUAUGGUUCCACAGUCAACAGUUGGUAGUGAUGCUGUAACUAUCGCAACUUCAGUGCCUGCAUCUAUUGAUGCGAAAACGACAGUAAUUCAAUCAACUAUGUCGAUCGCGCCUCAACAUUCGAUAAUACCAACUGCUCUCUCUCGAAUAAGUGAAGAUUCUACAAAGCCUACAGUUCCUCACAGAUGUUUAAACAUUGCUGGUAUUGAAAAAUAUCCAGAUCUCCAAGGUGCACUUCCUCGCGCUUGGAGCGUUCCUGCAUUGGCACCGCAUGUUCGAGCUUAUCUCGAAGCUCCAUUGGUUCAACAAGCUGCAUUCGAUGAUCUAUUAUAUGAAGUCGAUGUCAUGAGAAAUAUAGCAACACGUUAUGAUGAACCAAGACAAAGUCCUCCGUUACGAAGGGCAAGCGUUCCAGCAGUUGCUUUUUCUCCACCCAACACAAUACCUAGUACACCUGGAGGAGAAGAAGAAGAAGAAGCAGUAGCAGGAAGACUGGAAAUUAGAGUAGUGGAUGCAACAGGUGGUGCAACUGUUGUACAAACAACUGCAGAUAGAGAACCAUUACAAAGAAAAAUGACAAACGGUACAGUAGAUAGCCCAGCUAGUCCAAAACCAGAAAGAGAAGAAUCAUCGAUAUUCGAUACUGCUGAAAAUCGAGCAUCUAUUGAUGAUGUUAUGCAUAAGGAAAACAGCACUAUCACUGCCUCGACAACCAUACCGAAUAUAUUACCACUUCGUGAAUAUAAGGAUGAUAAAGAAAAGGAGGCUUCUAAUAGGACUCAUAAUACUGUCAGUAAAAUUCCAAUUCCGGUUAAAAGUCCUAGAUGUUCGUUAUCGGAGUCAACUCCAGAAACGAAUACACAAAAUAUCCGGAGUGGUGUGGGGAAUGAAAUAGAAAAAUCAUCUACACCUGUGGCUAUAACCAGGGAAAAAGAUGCUACUGUCAAAGGCAAACGCUUGACAGUGGAGGUAUUGCGACGCUGCUUGGCAUUACCUGAUGAAUCAUCGAUCUUUUCAUCUUUAACGGCUAAUUCGACAGAAGAUGAAAAUUUAACUGGAUGUACUCCUGCGUUACGUCGUCGAAGACAAAGCGAAAAAUAUGUGACCGAUGCCAGUCAACUAAACUUGCGAUUUCAAAGACCGCAACGCAGGAUCAGAUCUCAUUCUGAAGUGUUAUCUAAAUUUUCUCCUAGAGGAGUACCUUCGCAUCUUUUGGCAGAAACGGCUAAACGAACUGACGAAAGUAGCGAUAAUGAUUCUGAUAAUAGUGGUCCACCAAAUGCUCAACCUCCACCACCACCUACAUCUUUGCCACCACAUGUUGCAGAAAAUAAUGCUAGAUGUCGUAGGUUUCGACCUAUAUCAGAUGGGACAAUAAUCAGUAAAGAAUGGUGAGAUACAACAUCAAAGACGAAUUCAAGUAUUUGUUUGUAUCAACAAUUAACAGACAUUUGCGAUCUAUUCAUUUGGAUGUAUGGAAUCCUUCUUUACGCGUGAGAGAAGACAAGAAAGUAAUAUUAAUUACAAUGAUUUAAUUCAAAAUGUCACAUACAGUUUGUUAACUUUUCUGUGUAGGGAAAGCAUAAAAAAUCUUAUAUGAGAAACUAUUGCUUUCUUAGAUAAAGCAAUUUUGGUAAAGUGCUAAACAUUACAGCAAAAUGAAUAUGAGUCGAAGAAAUAUAAUGGAAUCUGCAUGACAAGUGAGUUAGAAAUUCUUCUAGAUCAAACUAUUCACAAUUGUGUAUUUGAUUCAGCUGUAAGACUCUGUUAAAAAUAUUAUAUGAAUUGGUGGUGCUUCAAAGAAUGUACUUCCUAGUCUAGAAAGGUAUGUGACGAUAUGAUAAAACUCAUUGAAUAAUUAUCAUCAUUAAGACAGAAUUGAAAAUAGAAACGGAUUUUUCAUAAGAAAAAAAAAAGAAAUACUUUUAUUUGAAAUGACUAUCUCUCUCUUUUCUCAUUCAUUGCUCUCUAAUUAUUAUUCCAUUAUCAUUAUCAUCAUCAUCAAUACCAUUAUCAUUAUCAUUAUCUUCUUUUUCUUCUUCUACUUAUUAUUAUUCCUUAUCUUACUCGUCUUCCCUUUUUCAUUUUUUCAUAGUUUCUUCCACAGAAGGUUCCUUAUUUUCUAAAUAUUCCAAUCUUACUAUUUUUUGCUCUUUAGAAAAAACUAUAUUAUGAAAUUUUAUUUUUUCAAUAUAAACAAAGAUUGUGACUGUUAUAUUAAUUAUGGUGAAAAUGAAGAUUCAUAUAUAUGGACAAAUUAUUGAAAAUAUUUUUUUUACAUUAUUUUACCAUUGAGCAAUUUAUUUAUUGAGUUAUUUUACAAUUAAAUAAAAAUUUUUCUAGUAUUUUUCUUAUAAAAACAAUAUAUAAUAAUUAGAAUUAAUAUUAAAAAUAUAAAAUGAUAUGAACUAUUAUACCAUAUUUAUUUUAAAUAGCAGUUUUAUAUGAAUUUUUUUUAAUUAUAUCAUAAUAACGGUAUUCUUUGAAAAGCCACCAUUACAAUUAAUAAAAGUUAGUAAAAAAACAAUUGUUAACGUAAAAAUAACAAUGAUAAUUGUUAACAUAAAAGUUCUUGAGCAAAUGUAUAUCUCAUCCGAAUUAUCUUUUUAUGGUAUGUAACGUAUUAGCGAUUUGCUUAUACUAAAGCUGUCGCAAGAGAUAGUUAAAUUCAGUUAAGAGAUCACGAUUUACCACUUGUCAAUAUAAGGAAGCCUUCGAUUGGACAUUUUUCAUUUUAUCAUCAAGAUUUAAGCGAUGAAAAAACAUGUACGAAUGAAUAAUUCACUCAGAAGAGAAUGUGUAGUUAGAUUACAUAUAAUCACGCGUAUUUGUCUUGCACUUCCCAAUAACGCGAUUUUUCCAAACAGUUAUAAAUCCGCAAUCGAAACAAACAUAGUGAUGCGUAAAACUAGUCAAGUAGAAUCCUUUAGCAUUCUAUUAAUGAAACCAAAUUUGCGUAUAGAAUUAUAAAUAUUAUACUUGUACAAAAUAGUUUAGGAUUUAUUUUGUGCAAUGAUCGAAAUAACGUUAAAGAUACGAUACGAUAGAUAGCUUUAAGUUGACGUCGCGGAAGUCGUUUCGCGGUAUGAAAACAGGUGUGCAGUAUGCGCGAGUAAAAACUACGAAACUAUCGUAGAAUAAAAUGAGAAAUGGAGUGAUGCGAGUCUAUACGAGUGCUUAUUAAUUGUAUACGUAUAAAUCGCGAAUGCGAUACGUAUGUUAUUACAUUUGUCCGUGCGCUCGUGUUUUGAAAUUUAAAACAAAUUUAUCCGAAAUUUUUUGUGAAAAUGUACGUAACUUCACAAUAGGAAUGAGCCAGCGAUGAAUAUACUUUGUAAAUCGGUAAUGAAUCUGUAAUCAAAGAUCAAGUGUAUGUUUGAAUGUAAACAAACACGCAUAAUACAGCUGGAUGUAUCUCUAAUCUAGUAUAUUUGAAUGUAUCUUCAAUCUAUAAUGAAAAAAUAUCGUAAGUUACUUAUAUUAUCAUAAUUCACCUUUGCACUCUUAGAACAAUAAAGAAACAGUGUUUUGUUUUUAAAAGUACAUAAAAUUUAUCAUUGAUGGAUUAUUUAAGCGAAAGCAAAUUCGAUUGAAAUUCAAAAAACUGUAAAGCACAUUUAAAAAAUAUAAAUCUCGCGCAUAACUGUUACACUCAUUUUUUCCAUAUAAAAAAAAACAUUUUCCAUAGAUGUCAACAUAUUCUUUGAUUUACUUUGUAAGUUUUAAUGGAUUAUAAGGAGAAAUAAAUGACAUGUAAUAAAAUUA